Molecule: messenger RNA, 5040 nt
Organism: Cydia pomonella (codling moth)
Lineage: Eukaryota; Metazoa; Arthropoda; Insecta; Lepidoptera; Tortricidae
Gene: Mcm6
Product: DNA replication licensing factor Mcm6-like
Biological process (GO): mitotic DNA replication; DNA replication initiation; double-strand break repair via break-induced replication
Cellular component (GO): MCM complex; nucleus
Molecular function (GO): ATP binding; single-stranded 3'-5' DNA helicase activity; single-stranded DNA binding
Source: RefSeq, a predicted model, not a curated record
GAGUGCUUUGUUUAUUACGCGAAAAAUUGUUUUUAUUGUUUUAUUGUAUCCUUGUUACUAUUGAUUGAUGAAACGUUCAUGUUUUAAUUUCAUAUUAGACUGUUUGUUUUUAAUUUGUGAAACAGUGGCUAAACUCUAAUUUCAUCAUGGAUGUCGCCGACACCUAUGCUACACAAAGCCAAGUGAAAGACGAAGUCGGAGUUCGUUGCCAAAAGCUCUUCCAGGACUUUUUAGAAGAGUUCAAAGAAGACAAUGAAAUAAAAUACGAAAAACACGCUAAAGAACUCCUUAAGCCUGAAUUGAGCACACUAGAAGUCAGCUUUGAUGAUGUUGAGAAAUAUAACCAAAAUCUUGCAACUACUUUAAUUGAGGAGUAUUAUCGAAUAUACCCUUUUAUAAACCAGGCUAUUCUAAACUAUGUAUUAAGCCUUGCCGAUAGUGGUAUGAAAAAAGACUUACAAGGCAAGGAGUGCUAUAUUUCCUUUGUGGAUGUGCCAACGAGACACAAAGUGCGAGAGCUGACUACAGCAAAAAUUGGAACAUUGAUCAGAAUCUCAGGACAGAUCGUGAGAACGCAUCCAGUGCAUCCGGAGCUGGUAUCUGGAACUUUUGUGUGUUUGGAUUGCCAGACUGUGAUUAAAAAUGUGGAGCAACAGUUUAAGUACACCAUCCCCACCAUCUGCCGCAACCCCGUCUGUGCCAACCGGCGCAGGUUUAUGCUGGAUGCAGACAAGUCGGUGUUUGUGGACUUUCAAAAGAUCCGCAUCCAGGAGACGCAAGCUGAGCUGCCGAGAGGCUGCAUCCCAAGGUCUUUGGAGGUUAUAUUGAGAGCAGAGGCUGUCGAAUCAGUUCAGGCUGGAGACCGCUAUGACUUCACUGGCACCCUGAUAGUGGUGCCAGACGUUGGCUCCCUGUCCAUGCCCGGGGCAAAGGCUGAGCUUACGACACGAACGAGGCAGAACAAUGACGGCCAGAUGGAGGGCAUCAAGGGGCUGAAGGCUUUGGGAGUUAGAGAGUUGCAUUACAAAACGGCAUUUCUGGCGUGCAGCGUGCAAGCGAUCUCGCGCCGCUUCGGCACCGCCGAGCUCGCCGCCGACGACAUGACCUCCGAGGAUAUGAGGAAGCAGAUGACGGACAAGGAGUGGGAUAAGGUAUACGAGAUGUCUAGGGAUCGCAAUUUGUACAACAACCUAAUAGCAAGCCUGUUCCCAAGUAUCCAUGGCAACAAUGAAGUCAAGCGCGGCAUCCUUUUGAUGCUGUUUGGAGGGGUCGCAAAGACCACCAUUGAAGGCACAACUCUCCGCGGCGACAUCAACGUGUGCAUCGUGGGCGACCCGAGCACGGCCAAGUCCCAAGUCCUGAAGCAAGUCAGUGAGAUCACACCGCGAGCCGUGUACACCAGCGGCAAAGCCUCGUCUGCGGCCGGUCUUACUGCAGCUGUUGUCAAGGACGAAGAAUCUUUCGACUUCGUAAUAGAAGCCGGCGCGCUGAUGUUAGCGGACAAUGGCGUGUGCUGCAUCGACGAGUUCGACAAGAUGGACCUCGCUGACCAAGUUGCCAUCCACGAGGCUAUGGAACAGCAGACCAUCUCGAUUGCCAAGGCCGGCGUGCGCGCCACGCUGAACGCGCGCACGUCCAUCCUGGCGGCCGCCAACCCGCUCGGCGGCCGCUACGACCGCGCCAAGUCGCUGCAGCAGAACGUGCAGCUCUCCGCGCCCAUCAUGUCGCGCUUCGACCUCUUCUUCAUACUCAUCGACGAGACCAGCGAGAUGGUCGACUACGCUAUUGCGAGGAAAAUUGUGGAUCUGCAUUGUAAUAAAGAAGAAAAAUUAGACUGUGUGUACUCGAGAGAGGACCUGCUGAGAUAUAUUGCGUUCGCGAGGAGCUUCAAGCCUAUUAUUACUGAGGAAGCCGGCAAACUGCUGGUGGAGUACUACACGACGCUGCGGCAGCGCGACGGCGGCGCGGGCGGCGGCGGCGCGUGGCGCAUCACGGCGCGCCAGCUCGAGUCCAUGAUCCGCCUGGCCGAGGCGCUCGCCAAGAUGCACUGCAGCGGGCACGUGCAGCCCCGCCACGUGCAGGAAGCACACAGGUUAUAUCAUUACAUCACGGCGCGCCAGCUCGAGUCCAUGAUCCGCCUGGCCGAGGCGCUCGCCAAGAUGCACUGCAGCGGGCACGUGCAGCCCCGCCACGUGCAGGAAGCACACAGGUUAUAUCAUUACAUCACGGCGCGCCAGCUCGAGUCCAUGAUCCGCCUGGCCGAGGCGCUCGCCAAGAUGCACUGCAGCGGGCACGUGCAGCCCCGCCACGUGCAGGAAGCACACAGGUUAUAUCAUUACAUCACGGCGCGCCAGCUCGAGUCCAUGAUCCGCCUGGCCGAGGCGCUCGCCAAGAUGCACUGCAGCGGGCACGUGCAGCCCCGCCACGUGCAGGAAGCACACAGGUUAUAUCAUUACAUCACGGCGCGCCAGCUCGAGUCCAUGAUCCGCCUGGCCGAGGCGCUCGCCAAGAUGCACUGCAGCGGGCACGUGCAGCCCCGCCACGUGCAGGAAGCACACAGGUUAUAUCAUUACAUCACGGCGCGCCAGCUCGAGUCCAUGAUCCGCCUGGCCGAGGCGCUCGCCAAGAUGCACUGCAGCGGGCACGUGCAGCCCCGCCACGUGCAGGAAGCACACAGGUUAUAUCAUUACAUCACGGCGCGCCAGCUCGAGUCCAUGAUCCGCCUGGCCGAGGCGCUCGCCAAGAUGCACUGCAGCGGGCACGUGCAGCCCCGCCACGUGCAGGAAGCACACAGGUUAUAUCAUUACAUCACGGCGCGCCAGCUCGAGUCCAUGAUCCGCCUGGCCGAGGCGCUCGCCAAGAUGCACUGCAGCGGGCACGUGCAGCCCCGCCACGUGCAGGAAGCACACAGGUUAUAUCAUUACAUCACGGCGCGCCAGCUCGAGUCCAUGAUCCGCCUGGCCGAGGCGCUCGCCAAGAUGCACUGCAGCGGGCACGUGCAGCCCCGCCACGUGCAGGAAGCACACAGAUUGCUGAAUAAAUCCAUCAUCCGAGUAGAACAGCCCGACAUACACUUGGACGAGGAUGAGCCCCAGUACGAGCCCAGCAUGGACGUCGACCAGGACGUGCCUAACGGUACAAACGGUACAACAGAGACGCCGGUCAACGGAGACUCGGGCAAGAAGAAGCUGACUCUCUCCUUCGAGGAGUACAAGACCCUCAGCGACAUGCUGGUCGUGUUCAUGAGGAAGGAAGAGGCAGAAGCGGAAACCAGAGGCGAAGAGAGCUCAGGCAUGAAGAAGAGCGCCGUAGUCAGCUGGUACCUGGAGCAGCUGGUGUCACAGGGAGCCAUAGAAGAUGAGGACGAGCUUCUAGAACGGAAGACCCUGGUCGAGAAGGUCAUCGACCGGCUUAUGUACCAUGACCAAGUGAUAAUCCCUCUAUCCACCACCGGCCUCAAGAGUACACAGAAGUCCACCACCACAGAGCAAGAAGUGGAGGACGACCCGCUGCUCGUCGUGCAUCCCAACUAUGUCGUCGAUACGUGAUGUUACACAACGUAUCAUAAACAGUAGAUAUCAGUAACAUUGCGUUCAAUGUACCUCCUGGCCAUAGAUAUCAUAAGCAACAGAUAUACAUAAUCACAGACAACCAAGGUGUAACGUCUUGUUGACCGUCGGCAACAUGGUACAUGUUGUCUAAGAACGACUCAAAAACGCGAUAGAAUUUGGCCAGAGAAUAUUUUAUACAAAUUAAAUUAAAUAUUCGUUUAUUUCAGCCCAUUCAUAAAAUUGUUAGUUACAAUGCCUAAGUCUGAAAUUAUUAAUAAUUAAAAUUAAAAUAAAUAAUACAAAAUAAUAUUGUCCAAAAUAAUCAAAUUCAUAAUUCAAAAUAGAAUUUACAUAAAUUGUACACAAGCCCGAGCAGUAUUUUAUGAACAAAAAAAAUUAAGAUUCACAAGGCCACCUUAGGUUUUGUCAAAAUAAAUAUGAAUGAGAUUUUAUACUAUAAAGUAUGUCAUUAUAAUAUCAAUCAAUUUUUCGUGUUACGGCUCCAUCAAGGUGUUGAUGAUUCUGCCAAUGUCGAGGUUGGAUAAGACACGGCUAGUAUAUGAAUCUUAUCAUAUUACGGUCAUAGAUAGUGUUCGGUUCAUUAUAAUAUUAAAUCUCUAAGAAUGAACUUUUGACACUUGAGUAUUGACGUAAUUAGUGAUGGGGCUAAGACGUAUCGUGUGUCAAAUUUAGCGAUUAAUUAUAUAAAAAAAAAUCGUGUAUUUUGAGUAACAUAAUGACUCAUACAUAUUAAUUUGGAACACUAGACUUAAACACUAUUCUACAAAUACUUAUAUUCUACAAAUAAUUAUGAAUUGUCCGAAUCGAUUUUACUACAAUUAAUUAAUUAAUUUAUUAAUUUUACUUACUUACAACAGAUUUUUUUCUUGUUAUAUGCCUAUCUAAUCUUCUCAAAUUAAUAAUUGAUAUCUACUAAUUAUGUAUGACAUUAUAAUAUUUCCAUAAUUAAUACAAUAUAUUUAUAUUACAUGUUUUAUUGUAUUAAAUGUUACAUGAAUCGGAACAGCAGACAUGGUCACAACACUAAAUUAAAAAAAAAAGACGUAGACCGUAAUUCUUUGCAUCUAAAUUGUUAUCGUAAAAUAUUCAAUAACUAAGAUAUGAAGAAAUGUAACAUUCAUUAUGUUUAUGAAAAGUGAAAUAUUGUGUUUACGUACAUGACAAGGUGUAAUAUCGUUAUGGGAUUUUGUUUAUAAUUUCAAAGUGUCUUGAAGAUUUUAGACUAUAAUGUCAUUAUGCAACACGCAUCGUCAAAAUGAGAUAUAAUUUUGAAACACUGUCUUAAAAACGGAUAUAGUUUACGAGUAUUUCAUAAAUAUAUCUGUCUGAUUAUGAUAUCUGCGGUAUUGCUACUUCGCGAUAAAAAGGGACCGAUUGAUGUUUUAAAUUUACAACCCUUUUUGGAUUAGAAGAGCAACGCGCAACGUAGGAUAAGCCCGCCUUUUUUAAUAAAAUAAUUUUUACCUUA